This is a messenger RNA of Pipistrellus nathusii (Nathusius's pipistrelle), 1476 nucleotides long. The record is from the annotation of a GenBank genome assembly. Lineage: Eukaryota; Metazoa; Chordata; Mammalia; Chiroptera; Vespertilionidae.
AUGGGCGCGAACAAUGGCAAACAGUACGGCAGUGAGGGCAAAGGCAGCUCAAGCAUCUCAUCCGACGUGAGUUCAAGUACAGAUCACACACCAACCCAAGCCCAGAAGAAUGUGGCUACCAGUGAAGACUCCGACCUGAGCAUGCGCACCCUGAGCACGCCCAGCCCAGCCCUGAUAUGUCCACCGAACCUGCCGGGAUUCCAGAAUGGAAGGGGCUCCUCCACCUCCUCGUCCUCCAUCACGGGGGAGACGGUGGCCAUGGUCCACUCGCCGCCCCCGACCCGCCUCACCCACCCGCUCAUCCGGCUGGCCUCCAGGCCGCAGAAGGAGCAGGCCAGCAUCGAGCGGCUCCCGGACCACUGCAUGGUGCACGUCUUCUCCUUCCUGCCCACCAACCAGCUGUGCCGCUGCGCCCGCGUGUGCCGCCGCUGGUACAACCUGGCCUGGGACCCGCGGCUCUGGAGGACUAUCCGCCUGACGGGCGACACCAUCAACGUGGACCGCGCCCUCAAGGUGCUGACCCGCAGGCUGUGCCAGGACACGCCCAACGUGUGUCUCAUGCUGGAGACCGUGACGGUCAGCGGCUGCCGGCGGCUCACGGACCGGGGCCUCUACACCAUCGCCCAGUGCUGCCCCGAGCUCCGGCGCCUGGAGGUCUCAGGCUGUUACAACAUCUCCAACGAGGCCGUGUUUGACGUGGUGUCCCUCUGCCCCAACCUGGAGCACCUGGACGUGUCAGGGUGCUCCAAAGUGACCUGCAUCAGCUUGACCCGGGAGGCCUCCAUUAAACUGUCCCCCUUGCAUGGCAAACAGAUUUCCAUCCGCUACCUGGACAUGACGGACUGCUUCGUGCUGGAGGACGAGGGCCUGCACACCAUCGCGGCGCACUGCACGCAGCUGACCCACCUGUACCUGCGCCGUUGCGUCCGCCUCACCGACGAGGGCCUGCGCUACCUGAUGAUCUACUGCCCGUCCAUCAAGGAGCUGAGUGUCAGCGACUGCCGCUUCGUCAGCGACUUCGGCCUGCGGGAGAUCGCCAAGCUGGAGGCGCGCCUGCGGUACCUGAGCAUCGCGCACUGCGGCCGGGUCACCGAUGUGGGCAUCCGCUACGUGGCCAAGUACUGCGGCAAGCUGCGCUACCUCAACGCGCGGGGCUGCGAGGGCAUCACGGACCACGGCGUGGAGUACCUCGCCAAGAACUGCACCAAGCUCAAGUCCCUGGACAUCGGCAAGUGCCCCCUGGUCUCGGACACGGGCCUGGAGUGCCUGGCCCUGAACUGCUUCAACCUCAAGCGGCUCAGCCUCAAGUCCUGCGAGAGCAUCACGGGCCAAGGGCUGCAGAUCGUGGCGGCCAACUGCUUCGACCUGCAGCUGCUCAACGUGCAGGACUGCGAGGUGUCGGUGGAGGCCCUGCGUUUCGUGAAACGCCACUGCAAGCGCUGCGUCAUCGAGCACACCAACCCUGCCUUCUUCUGA